Rotaria sordida is the source of this 885-nucleotide messenger RNA. The record is from the annotation of a GenBank genome assembly. NCBI's taxonomy places the organism in Eukaryota, Metazoa, Rotifera, Eurotatoria, Philodinida, Philodinidae.
AUGGUUGGAGGUACCUGGGAUUUACAAGCAGGUCAAUGGACCGAUGAUACUUCAAUGGCUCUAUGCCUUGCUUCAUCACUUAUUACUCAAAAAGGCUUCAAUCCUUAUGACCAAAUGAUUCGGUACAAAUGGUGGUAUAAACAUGGAUAUUUAUCUUCUAUAGGACAGUGUUUUGACAUUGAUAACGCAACACGAACUUCAUUAGAAGAGUUUUAUCAUCGUCAGAUACAGUUGAAGAAAGAUUUUAACUAUCAAACCGAAUCUGAGAUCGAUCAAUUGCCUCUAGAUUUUAUUAAGCAAGUACAGUUUGAUCUCAACUGUAGUAGUCCUAGUAUUUCUGGAAAUGGAGCUUUGAUGCGUCUUGCUCCUGUACCACUUUUCUUCUAUCGAAAACCUUCUUUGGCUGUCGAACUUUCAGGACAAAGUGCUCGUCUUACACAUGGCGAUGAUAUAGCCUUUGAUGCAUGCCGUUACUAUGGAGCUCUGAUUGUUGCUGUUAUUCACGGUGAAUCUAAAGAAAAUCUACUCAGCGAUCAAUUUUAUGAUAGUCAUCAGAUAUGGUUUGGUUCAAAGCCUCUUCAUAAUGAAAUCGUUCGUAUCACCAAAGGAUCUUUCAAACGAUCACGAGAUUACAAGGAUGGAAUUCGAGACAAAGGACACAUUGCCUGGGCACUCGAAGCAGCAUUGUGGGCAUUCGAGAGUGCAGAUACGUUCGAAAAAGGUGCACUUAAUGCUGUUAAUCUAAGCGAUGAUACAGAUACUACAGCAGCUAUUUAUGGUCAAUUGGCAGGUGCCUACUACGGUUAUUGGAAAAUUCCAGCACAAAUUGAACGUUUUAAUAAAUUACAUAGUAUAAUUGCAUCAAAUGCACCUACUUCCCACUGA